AUGUCUGACUGGGAUACGGUCACGAUUCUUCGUAAGAAACCACCAAAAGCGUCUGCUUUGAAGACUGAACAAGCUGUAAAUGCGGCACGCCGUCAAGGUCUACCAGUUGAAACUCAACAAAAAUAUGGAGCUGGAACUAAUAAACAACACGUUACUACUAAAAACACGGCUAAACUCGACAGAGAGACUGAAGAAUUGCGCCACGAAAAAGUACCUCUUGACCUGGGAAAACUUAUAAUGCAAGGAAGGCAGUCUAAAGGAAUGAGUCAAAAAGAUUUGGCAACAAAGAUCUGCGAGAAACCUCAAAUUGUCAAUGAUUAUGAGGCCGGUCGAGGCAUUCCAAACAACAUUGUUCUUGGUAAAAUAGAAAGGGCAAUUGGAAUAAAACUUCGAGGAAAAGAACGUGGCCAGCCACUACAGCCUCCUGGAGGAAAGAAAUAA
Messenger RNA from Spodoptera exigua (beet armyworm), 441 nucleotides. Lineage: Eukaryota; Metazoa; Arthropoda; Insecta; Lepidoptera; Noctuidae. The record is from the annotation of a GenBank genome assembly.